Messenger RNA from Phaeodactylum tricornutum CCAP 1055/1, 1415 nucleotides. RefSeq lists its product with no specific name. The record is from RefSeq and is a predicted model, not a curated record. The transcript has a single exon. Bases 93 to 1415 code for a protein of 440 amino acids. NCBI's taxonomy places the organism in Eukaryota, Bacillariophyta, Bacillariophyceae, Surirellales, Neidiaceae.
CAUCGUCCGACACCUCCCUCACUGAGUUGUGUUGUAUGUGUUUGUGUUGACUUGUAUUUGUCGACGAGGCUUACCAGGCAACCGUUUACACCAUGACGAAUGUACGGGAGACUUGCGUUGAGGAACCUGAUUCAUUGGGAUCUAGAAACAUACCGAAUCUUCCCAAUCAUCCUACUCAACCGUACCAGUACCUUUGUUGCGAUCACGUGGAAAAGAUGUUGCGAGACGACUACGGCCAAACCGUCACGACACCCUCCCAACUCGUUUGGGUCUGUAAAAGUAAAGGCAGGAGUCGACGACGACAGCGACAGCGACAGCGACCUUCACGAGAAGGAACUAAAGCAAACGAGGACAACCUGCUCCAGGCAUCUCUAGAGCAUUCUCACGAGAAACUCGCAAUCUCCAAUCUUUCUACAACAACGUUCCCCUUAAACCAACGACUGGAACUCUUUGCCCGUGCCAAGGUAGUAAAACUCGUGUCCGACGAUACUGUCAAAGACGUUGACGACAACAACAACAACAACAACCGCACAAAGGAUUCGGGUGAAGCAUCUUCGCUACCGCAUUCUCGAUCCAGUCUAGACCAUCCACAAUCCCAACGGACAUACGUUCCUCGCGUGCUGGUUCAGUACCCACGCGGUAGCACCUACCAUGUGGCUCUCCAUCAUUUGGUGCCCAUCCUAGACGAAACCGUCACACGCAAAAUUAUUGUUUGUGGUGAAACAGCAACGUAUCGUCGGGCCUGUCUCGUGCAUGUACUACCGCACGAACACUUUGUUGAGAUUGGGUGUGACGUGGGUGUUACCGUUCACCGCGUACACCGAGCCACGGCGUCACCAACAACGACCCAAACGACAGUCGCGGUUCUCGCCGGGGACCAUGAUGGACGCCGUAUGGUGGGGAUUGACAAGUCGAUCCAAUCCAUACAAACAGCACGACAACUCUACCCGCACUUGUCCUUUUACCAUUGGGAUAUUCUGGCAUCGGGAAGUUUACAUCAGAAGAAUCACGACGACGACAACAAUGAUGAAAAUAACAACAGCGCCAGUGAACCUCACAAAGAGGACUCGGUACACGGGACUACGUACGACGGAAUGCCGCAUGCACUCCAAUCUGCAUGGAAGGCUGCCACUUGCUCCGACCAAAGUGUCGUGGUUGCCAUAGAUAUCAAUGGGAAUCGCGAGUUGCCGGCCGUAUUGGCGUGUAUUACCCGCGUAUGGGCCUUGGGGAACGAGUGUAGUAACGAACACGCCGACCAGCCUUGCAUCACCCCCAUCGUGAACACGAAGGCGUCUGGGGCAACUUCCCAUGACACUGUACCCCGACUCAUCAUUGUCAAAUCGCGUGCCCUUUUCAACGUAUUGCGCUCGCAACCGAAACGGGCCUUGAGUAUCAAACAAGACGAAAAACCGUAA